Haliotis rufescens (red abalone) is the source of this 2457-nucleotide messenger RNA. RefSeq names its product sodium-coupled monocarboxylate transporter 1-like. NCBI's taxonomy places the organism in Eukaryota, Metazoa, Mollusca, Gastropoda, Lepetellida, Haliotidae. The transcript is spliced from 16 exons. Gene Ontology annotation, molecular function: symporter activity. Gene Ontology annotation, cellular component: membrane. Bases 19 to 1890 code for a protein of 623 amino acids. Gene Ontology annotation, biological process: sodium ion transport; transmembrane transport. The record is from RefSeq and is a predicted model, not a curated record.
UAGGUCACUUUCCAGUGAAUGCAGAUAUCUUCACCUGAGAGGUUGGUGUUCUACAUAUCUAUGGCGGCAGCAGAAACAUUGGGAACCGUGGACUAUGUCGUCCUUUGCAUCAUGCUGGGUAUUUCCCUGGGAAUUGGCAUCUUCUUUGCUGUUCGUGAAAAGGACACAAAGGAAGGCUACUUGCUGGGAAACAGACAAAUGGGUGCCUUCUCCGUGGCUGUGUCGAUGUUUGUGACUCUGGCAUCAGCCAUUUCACUACUCGGUGUGCCUGCAGAAAUAUACACGUUUGGGUCAAUGAUGAUGUAUCAGUAUGUAUCUAUGACGUCGGUGUAUAUUGUUGGCAUGUAUACGUGUCUCCCUCUGAUGUAUCCUCUCGGAAUCACUAGUGUAUAUGAGUAUCUUGGAAUGCGGUUUGAUUCGACUGCUGUUCGCCUUCUUGGUACCUGUAUUGGCAUGUUACAGACGGCUUCAUACAUGGCCAUCGCCCUACUUUCACCAGCGCUGGCACUCCAGACGGUUGCUGGUCUUCCAUUAUGGUGGUCUAUAGUGAUCGUUGGUCUCGUUGGCACGAUCUACACUUCGAUAGGUGGCAUCAAGAGUGUGGUGUGGACAGAUGUGUUCCAGUCAUUUAUCAUGCUGGCGGGAAUACUCACCUCAAUAGUCCUUGGAGUUAUGAGAUCUGGUGGAACACUGAACGUCCUCAAAACAGCACACCAGGAAGGAAGACUGGGUCUUGAUGAAAUAAAUCCCGAUCCACGAGUACGUCACACAGUAUGGGGGCUUAUUAUCGGUGGUUUCUUCAAUUGGUAUGUCAAUCUCUUCACGCAGUCAAUGGGUCAAAGAACCUUUGCAAUCAAAUCAUUGAAGGGCGCUAAAAUGUCCUACCUUCUGAAUGCGGUAUUCAUGGUAUUGUAUGCCCUGUUACUAUGGGCAACAGGAUUAGCCUUGUUUGGGUUUUUCUAUACCCAGGGAUGCGAUCCUUAUGAAGCUGGAACUGUGACAAACCGGAACCAGCUUAUGCCGUACUUUGUGAUGCAAUUAUUAUCCGGCUUCCCUGGAGCCACUGGUCUUUACAUGUCGACGUUGUUCAGUGGCGCUCUGAGUACUGUAUCAUCUGGAAUAAACGCUUUAGCUGCCAACACAGUAGAAGAUAUUCUGGGGCCAUCUCUUCGAAGGGUGAGAUCUGAGAGACUCGUCACUGUCAUAGCCAAAUUAGCAGUAUGUUUCUAUGGCCUUCUGGCUAUCGGUCUGGCCUAUGCUGCUAAAUCACUUCAAGGCCCUGUAACACAGAUGGCUAUGGCCGCAUUUGGGGCUUGUGGAGGUCCUGUCCUGGGCAUGUUUCUCCUCGGAGCUCUGAUACCAUGGAGCAACAAAAUCGGUGCAUUCUUUGGGGGCCUAAUAUCCUUGGCUCUCAAUGUUUGGAUGAGCAUUUCCGGGCAAAUCUACGGCCCGAGGCCAACAACUCUACCGCCGGCACCAAUGUUCGCAUGUGCAAAAGAAGAUGUCCUGAAUAGCACGACUAUCUCCAUGUAUUCUAAUGCAAGUUCCGUGUAUGAAGCUACCACAAUGACAAUAGAUGAAAGCAUGGUCGCUGAGCCAUUCAGCUUAACUGGGGUGUCCUACUGCUGGUAUGGUUUGAUGGGGACUUUGAUUGCCAUGAUUAUUGGAUGUUUAAUAUCUUUGAUAGCAGGGCGCACGGACGUUAAUACCCUCGACCCAGACCUAGUGUUUCCGUUUGUGAGAAAGCUGUGUAAACUGAGGGAGCCUUUGACAAAAGACGAUGGCCUGGUCACCAGUGCAGAGUACAAAGCAAUGACAAAUUACAGAUUCUCGUGGGACAUGUACAAGAUAAACGCGCCUCAAGAAAACAGCGAAACUACAUUUACAUAACAAAUUCGGAGACUCGGACGUCCAUCAGAGCCUGCAACGACAUUAAACAUCUUUAUUGUUGAAAAUACAGAUUCAGAAAGGUGAUCCAAAUAAGGAUAUGGAUAGUCGAAUGUGCUGCAUCGGAAGACAGCCUGAAUGAUUCUUGAAGAAAUGGACAGAAAAACCCAUCCAAUGUAUUUGUGGAACACCAAGCCUAGUGUUCAUUAUCCAAAGGAGCCUGAAUGACGGCUAUGUUAUGAUACAUCGUAUAUACGGAGUCCAAGUUAACCUAGUAAUCUUUUAUUCAGUUGAUUCAGCAAAAUAUACUUGACAAAUUAUUCACACAAAAAUUGUCAAAAUCAUUAACUCUUUUUACAUCUUCUAAAACUCUAAGAUGAUAUUUUUGCAUUUGGAAUAGCAUAGUAUUAAAUAAAAGGAUGAGUCAUUACCGAUACAAAACUACGUUUAUUGUUAGUAAACAAUUCUUACAUGGAUAUAACAAUUUUGUUGAUUUGUAAUCCAAAAUGUACUGUAAACAUAAGUGAUCACCAUCAACAGAAAAUAAUAAAAUACCACUAAUUCCUCAAA